Molecule: messenger RNA, 3800 nt
Organism: Hevea brasiliensis (rubber tree)
Lineage: Eukaryota; Viridiplantae; Streptophyta; Magnoliopsida; Malpighiales; Euphorbiaceae
Exons: 4
Coding region: 1262-3487 (741 amino acids)
Source: RefSeq, a predicted model, not a curated record
UUAUUAAUCAAAAGAUUAAUACUAAAUUAAUUAAUUAAUGGGGUUUUAUUUUAUUUUUUUUUAAUUUUCAAUUCUCUGUUAAGAUUCCUGUCCAGUUCCUGCAAGAAAGAAUUCAGGAGUCAGGAGACCCUUUUGCUUCUUCCUCGCCCAGCCUGAAACUUUUUUAAAAUUAUAGCUAUUCUGUAUUGAAAUUGAGUUCUGUUCAAUUCAAUCCAACCAAGCUCAAGUGGGUCAGGCAUAGGAAGAAAGUACUUAUUGAAAUUGUCGCCUGUGUGAUCUGUGGGUCUGUGUCAGUGACUGACAAACUGUCUCUCUCUUCCUCUAUGGAUUGUGUAAUAUUAAUCAUAGAAUAAGCCUGGCAUCAAUUAUUCUCUUUAACUUUUUCUCUGUUCCUCCAAAUUUUCAGCUCCGAUAUGAUAUCAUAUCAUAUUCCUAUGUUACAAGCAUUUUUUCGUGCAUUCUUGUUCUUGUUUUUGUUUUUUCCUUUUUUUUUUCUUAUCAUCUUCUCAUAAAAAGUUACCUUUUUUUAACCCAUUUGGAUUGGCUCUCUCUUUUGGCUCUACAAUAAAAAACCCAACUAAAUUUUUUUCCAAAAUUUGUUGCCUUUCAGUUUUGGGUUUUGCAUAGAAUUUGCUCUAUAUUUGUUUUUUUAUUUAUUUGUUGCAUAAAAUGCCAAAUGCUAUUAUCAGUUACAGACUUAUAGUCAUUUUCUCUCCUGGGACAUUGAGUAUUUAGUACAAUUCACUUGCAUCUGUUACAAGCUGCACAUUGUUAUUACUUCCAUUUUAUUGAAAACAUCUCUUUACUUUCUGGGUUGUUUUUCUAUGGUUAAUUUAUUUUCUUCAUAUAAAUUUCAUCUUGGUUGGUGCUUAAUUUGCUUUUUUUUUUUUGGAUUAUGAGUUGGAGCUUUAUGAUUAUUGCCUUUUCUUGAUUACUGAACAGACAUAGUUUGUUCUGUGUUUUGUCGCUUUUUCAGCAUUAUUAGUUUCAUAACCUUAAACGUCUGCCAAUCUGAAUCUUGAGCUCUCUGCACCUCUCUUUUGAAUCUCCCUUUUUUGGGCAAAAUAUAUCAUCUCAGUCUAAAGUGUAAUCUUUUCUUUCCUGUUAAAAGUCCAAAUCUUUGAUUCCCUGGUUUCAAUCUGGGUAUUGACAAUCACCUUUCCUUUGGCCUAUUUCAUCCAUUUCUUUCCUAUUUACAUAUCAAACUCAACUUCUCCAUCUGGGUAAAUCAGGCCCAUGCAAAUUGAAGGUCUCUUAAGAAAUGGGCAAUCUUGUUCCUGGGGUGCUUCUCAAACUUUUGCGGCACAUGAACACGGAUAUAAAAGUUGCUGGUGAGCACAGGUCAUCUUUAUUGCAGGUGGUGAGCAUUGUACCAGCACUAGCUGGAGGGGAGCUAUUUCCUAACCAAGGUUUUUAUCUCAAGGUAUCAGAUUCAUCUCAUGCUACUUAUGUAUCUUUACCUGAUGAGCAUGAUGAUCUAAUUCUUAGUGAUAAGAUCCAAUUGGGUCAAUUUAUUCAUGUUGAGAGGCUUGAAUCAGCCUCUCCAGUCCCGAUUCUUAGAGGUGUUAGGCCGGUUCCUGGGAGGCACCCUUGUAUAGGCAGCCCAGAAGAUAUCGUAGCAACUCGCUCUCUUGGGUUCCUCAAUAAUAAUAAUCAUAAUUCAAGUUCAGGUUCAAAACAUUUAGAGAAAGUGAAAUCACCUAAGAAAAGGUUUUUGGGAAGUAGUAAUGUAGGAGAGAAGGAGAAACCAGCGAGGGUUAGACUGAAUGGCAAUGCUAACAAGGAGGAUUUAUCAGUUAAGAAAACCUCUUCUCUGAGCAGGACAAAGUCUCAAUUAUCAAAACCAACACCGAAUUUAGAUUUGAAGAAGGAAAUUUUGGCAAAAUCAAAAUCUUCAAGCUCAAGGUCGAUUCCUUCCUCUCCAACAAGUUGUUAUUCGCUUCCUACUUCAUUUGAGAAAUUUGCUAAUGGGGUUAAGCAGCAAGCGAAGAUUAAGGGGUCGGAGAAGGGAUCAACUAAGUCAAGAGUAGUGGAAAAGUUGAGUUCUGUUCGUGGGGCAAGUCCAAAUGCAAAGAGGGUACCAGUUAUCAAGAAUAUAGUUCAGGGAAUUGAGCUUGGGGCCAAAGCUUUAAGGAAGAGUUGGGAAGGGAAUAUGGAGGUGAAACACGGGGAGAAUUCAAAAUUAAGGGCUGCCAAAUACGAUCCAAAGCCUGAAGCUCGGAGUAUUUCAGCUCCUAGAAAAAGCAUGUCAACUGAUAGGUUGGCAUCUAAAGAGGAUAAUAAGACCCAACUAUCAGCCAAAUCAUCUAAAGAGGAGAACAGAAAUCCGAAAUCUACAAAGAAAGUUACUGCAAAUGGAAAUUUGGAUGAUCAAGAAAAGUCAAAUAAACUAAGAGCAUCAAUUGGAAAGAAAUCAUCAGGAAAUAAUAAUGGACUUCCAGGAAACUUGGUUAAGGUUUCAGUAAAUAGCAGGAAACUAACUGAGGGAAGCGUUUCAUGGAGUUCACUCCCUUCUUCUGUUGCUAAGCUCGGAAAGGAAGUUACGAAGCAUAGAGAUGCUGCACAGACAGCAGCAAUAGAGGCUAUUCAAGAGGCUUCUGUUGCAGAGAGCUUACUUCAAUGUCUAAGCAUAUACUCUGACCUAACGUCCUCUGCUAAAGAAGAUAACCCACAACCUGCUGUGGAGCAGUUCUUGACCCUCCAUGCCAGCUUGAACAAUGCUCGCAUGGUUGCCGACUCUCUGUCUAAAAUUAUUACAGUUGACUCAUCUCCCGAUUCUGGUGACAACCCAUCAGAAGAAGUGCUUAAGGUCACAUCAGAAAGACGCAAGCAUGCAGCCUCUUGGGUCCAAGCUGCAUUGGCCACCAAUCUGUCAUCCUUUUCGGUAUUUACAAAAGAAACUACUUCAGCUCCCACUCAAGGCCAAAAGACUUACAGUAGUAAUCAACCUGUUUUAGUCCUUGAAAAUUCUUCUAAGAAUGCAUCAACAAAAACUCAAGGGAAAACCCGUCCAUCUGUUGGCUCCAAGCUUGUAGCUACAGGAGCUUUUCGCAAAUCAGGGGAUGGUUCUGCCAUCAUUCAGAAGAUGCCGCCCCAACCUCCACCUGAGUGGAUCAGAGGAAGUGGCCUUGAUGAGGCUGUGGACUUGGCUGAAAUGUUACAAGUGGAGUCCCAAGAUUGGUUCUUGGGAUUUGUGGAGAGGUUCUUGGAUGCUGAUGUGGAUUCCUCAACUUUGUCAGAUAAUAGCCAAAUAGCAGGCAUGUUGACUCAGCUGAAGAGUGUGAAUGACUGGUUAGAUGGGAUUGGUUCAAGCAAGGAGGAAGGACAAACACCCCAUUUUUCAUCAGGGACAGUGGACAGGCUUAGGAAGAAGAUUUAUGAAUAUCUUCUUACGCAUGUUGAAAGUGCUGCUGCUGCAUUAGGUAGUGGAUCACAAUCAUCACCAACUCUCCGGAGUAUAGACACAAAAACCAAAAAAGUAACUUGAUUAAUUUGCAGCUUGGCCAAUGAAAUGCAGCAUUGGUGAUGCAUGCAUAUAUCAUACCAAAAUUCCCGCUAACCAAACAAGUGCGCUAAGGACUUGAGGUGUUCUAAUUUAUGUACAUAAAUCCAACAUGGAUUUGAGGUAUAGAUGGUUGUCCUUGUUUAUUAUGAAAGAAAGUAUAUAGACGUGAAAUGCAAGGAAUUUUUCUUUCAAAACAUUCUCAUUGUCAUUUGUUUUCUGAAAAUUAUACAAAAAUGAAACAGUUUGGUAAGCUGGAAAAUGAGAUUUUUCCUUGUUGAGAAGGAAAUUUAUGAAA